GCACAGACUCUAUUGAACACAAAUUUAACAUUAUUAACACAUUUUCUCCCAAUUUUCACCAAUAAACUUGCCUUUGACGUGUUGUCUUCUCCAAUCUCCAAUUCCACCUCUCCUGUAAAACAAAAAAGAAUCUUCCCAUCUCACAAACUUCUUUUCAUAUAUAUAAUAUACACAAAAUAUACACUUUGUAUAUCCUUAAAAAAUACUUCACCUUUCCCUUUUGACUUUCCAUUUCUUCUUCUUCAUCAUCUCCAUCUCCUUCUUUUCUUUCUCCUUGUGUUUUAAAUUUUUUAUAGUUUAUUUUUUUUUCUGAAUGGAAUUAUCUUGUUCAUCUCCACUUUCUGUGAACUUCAAUCCUCAACUUCGUCGCUAUGUUUCUGUAUAUCCUCAAAGAAAACAAACUGUUUUUUCCAUUUUCCCAUAUUGCCCUUCUUCAACUACAACAACUACUUGUUCUACAAGCAGUUCAACUUCAUCCCUUUUUGGUAUUUCGCUUUCACAUAAACCCCACAACUCAAUCACACGUAAAAACAAACGUUCUUUAUAUAUAAUAUCAGGUGUGUUUGAAAGAUUUACAGAAAGAUCAAUAAAAGCUGUAAUGUUUUCACAAAAAGAAGCAAAAGCUUUGGGUAAAGAUAUGGUGUAUACACAGCAUCUUUUAUUAGGUCUCAUAGCAGAGGAUCGUAGCCCUGGUGGAUUUCUUGGUUCUAAAAUAAGUAUUGAAAAAGCACGUGAAGUUGUUAAGAGUAUAUGGAAUGAUGAUGUAAAUGAAUCUGAAAAUAAUAUAGUAAAAUUGGGGUCUAAUGAAUCAGUUACUUCAGCUACUGACGUGGCGUUUUCGUCGAGUACUAAGAGGGUAUUUGAGGCUGCUGUUGAGUAUUCAAGGACUAUGGGGUAUAAUUUUAUUGCACCUGAACAUAUUGCUAUUGGUUUGUUUACUGUUGAUGAUGGCAGUGCUGGUCGUGUGCUCAAGAGGUUAGGAGUAAAUAUAAAUCGGUUGGCAGCUGAGGCAGUUUCCAGGCUUCAAGGAGAGCUUGCUAAAGAUGGUAGAGAGCCAAUUUCAUUCAAAAGGUCACGCGAGAAAUCCUUUCCGGGAAAAAUAACUAUCGACAGAUCCGCUGAGAAAACAAAAGCAGAGAAAAAUGCUCUGGAGCAAUUUUGUGUAGAUCUUACUGCCCGUGCAAGUGAGGGCCUUAUAGAUCCAGUAAUUGGCAGGGAGACUGAAGUUCAGAGAAUUAUCGAGAUACUCUGUCGCCGAACAAAAAACAAUCCUAUUCUGCUUGGUGAAGCUGGGGUUGGGAAAACAGCGAUAGCCGAAGGGCUGGCGAUAAACAUUGCUGAGGGAAAUAUUCCUGCAUUCUUAAUGAAAAAGCGGGUAAUGUCUUUAGACGUUGGCCUAUUGAUUUCGGGUGCAAAGGAGAGAGGUGAAUUAGAGGCACGUGUGACUACAUUAAUUAAGGAGGUAAAAAAGUCAGGUCAUGUCAUUCUAUUCAUUGAUGAGGUCCACACCCUUGUUGGUGCUGGCACAGUUGGACGGGGAAAUAAGGGUUCUGGUCUUGACAUGGCUAAUUUGCUAAAGCCACCACUUGGCCGGGGUGAACUGCAGUCUAUUGCAUCUACCACCAUGGAUGAGUUCAGAUUGCAUAUUGAGAAAGACAAGGCCUUUGCCCGAAGGUUCCAGCCCGUCUUGAUUAAUGAACCAAAUCAGGCGGAUGCUGUCCAGAUACUGUUGGGGUUGCGUGAAAAAUAUGAGUCACAUCACAAGUGUAGAUACAGUCUGGAAGCCAUAAAUGCUGCUGUGCAACUAUCAGCAAGAUAUAUACCGGAUAGGUAUCUUCCUGACAAAGCUAUCGAUCUUAUGGAUGAGGCUGGUAGUAAAUCUCGUAUGCAAGCUCACAAAAGAAGAAAGGAACAGCAGAUAUCUGUACUCUCACAACCACCAAGUGAUUAUUGGCAGGAAAUUAGAGCUGUUCAAGCCAUGCAUGAAGUGAUCCUGGCAAGCAAGCUGACUGAAAAUGAUGAUGCGUCUCGUUUGAAUGAUGGCAGGGAACUUGAUUUGCAGCCAGCAUCGUCUUCUACAUCUGAUGAAGAUGAACCCCCAGUAGUUGGACCUGAGGAAAUAGCAGCAGUUGCUUCACUCUGGACAGGCAUUCCCCUUAAGCAGCUUACUGUUGACGAACGAAUGCUUCUGGUUGGUCUUGAUGAGCAGCUUAAGAAAAGAGUUGUUGGUCAGGACGAGGCUGUUACAUCCAUUUGUCGGGCUGUUAAGAGAUCCAGAACUGGCCUCAAGGACCCAGAUAGACCAAUUUCGGCGAUGCUCUUCUGUGGUCCUACUGGAGUUGGAAAAUCUGAACUGGCUAAAGCUCUGGCAGCAUCUUAUUUUGGUUCGGAAUCUGCCAUGCUCAGAUUGGAUAUGAGCGAAUACAUGGAGCGGCAUACUGUGAGCAAGUUAAUUGGAUCGCCUCCUGGUUAUGUAGGCUAUGGAGAAGGAGGGACUCUUACUGAAGCUAUCAGGAAAAAACCCUUCACUGUAGUGCUGCUAGAUGAGAUCGAAAAGGCUCAUCCCGAUAUCUUCAAUAUUCUCCUUCAGUUGUUUGAAGAUGGUCACCUAACAGACUCUCAGGGAAGAAGAGUGUCAUUUAAGAAUGCCUUGAUAGUUAUGACUUCUAAUGUGGGUUCGACAGCCAUAGUAAAGGGUAGACAGAAUACUAUCGGCUUCUUGCUUGCUGAUGAUGAAUCAGCAGCCUCCUAUGCUGGUAUGAAAGCAAUAGUGAUAGAAGAGCUCAAGACAUACUUCCGCCCAGAGUUACUGAACAGGAUAGACGAAGUAGUGGUAUUCCGUCCACUAGAGAAGACCCAGAUGCUCGAGAUACUAAACCUGAUGCUUGCGGAGGUAAGAGCUAGGCUUGUUUCAUUUGGAAUAAGUUUGGAGGUAUCAGAAGAUGUAAUGGAGCUUAUAUGCCAGCAAGGAUUUGACAGAAACUAUGGCGCACGCCCUCUGAGGAGAGCUGUCACCCAAAUGGUUGAAGAUCUCCUGAGUGAAUCUUUACUUUCUGGGGAUUUCAUGCCUGGUGAUGUUGCUAUGAUUCAUUUAGAUGAAUCUGGAAAUCCUGUUGUCAUUAACCAGUCAAGCCAGACUAUCCAUUUGUCUGAUACGAACGGAAAUCCAGCUGUCACCGACCGGUGAAGCCGGAAUAUCCAUUUAUCUGAUACAUCUGUACUGUAAGGUAAUAACAGCACGAUAUAGCAACCUGUAUAUGAGUAAUUCUUUGUAUAGCUUUAGACAUAGCUGAUUCAUACAUGUAAAGACAUGCCACAGAAUUUUUUCAACAAUGUAUAAGCUCUAAUGAUCAUUGUAGUAUAUUGAUGAUCAUGUAUUUAACGCUACAAAUUUAUUCUGCUAAUAACAGAUGAAGAAGCUUACCCUAGUUCACCUUA
Messenger RNA from Lycium ferocissimum, 3438 nucleotides. Its product is annotated as chaperone protein ClpD, chloroplastic. The transcript has 12 exons. Gene Ontology annotation, molecular function: ATP hydrolysis activity; ATP binding. The coding region runs from base 314 to 3187 and encodes 957 amino acids. Gene Ontology annotation, biological process: cellular response to heat. The record is from RefSeq and is a predicted model, not a curated record. Lineage: Eukaryota; Viridiplantae; Streptophyta; Magnoliopsida; Solanales; Solanaceae. Gene Ontology annotation, cellular component: cytoplasm.